AGGCAGGGGUUUAGUGAACAGGUCCGAGUCCAAACAGUUCAAGGGGAUAGGCAGGCUCGAGGUCAGAAGAGCCAGAGUGCCCAGGCAGGCGGAUUCGGCGUCAGGACAGGCAAGGGUUAAAAUGAGGAGGGCUAAGAAAACUGAGACUAGAAAUAGGAGCUAGGCGAAACGCUGGUUGACUUGGCAAAACAAGACAAACUGGCACAGAAAGACAGGAAACAGAGGGAUAAAUACACCAGGGACUAAUGGGGAAAACAGGAGACACCUGGAGGAGUUUCCUGUGUCCACACUGUCAGAGAUGGGAGAUAAUGGUCCAGUAGGAUCAAGGUGGAUUAGGAUGACUGUAUAAAGACCAUCGGGCUCCAUCAGACAGCAUCAUCAGACCUGCAGGUGCCCAGCUCUACCAGUUUCUUGAUUGUGUGACGGAACAUCUUCGCUGUUUGCCAAAUGGAAUUGUCCGUGGCCAUGUGUGGUCUCCUUUGCCUGCUCUUCAGCCAAGCUGUGCCCAUGUGUGUGCCCACGGACUACACUCUGUAUGAGGAGAGACGUGAAUGUGACUUCUGCGUGGCCAUCAAUACAACCAUUUGCAUGGGCUUCUGCUACUCAAGGGACAGUAACAUGAAGGAGCUGGCCGGACCACGUUUCCUUAUCCAGAGAGGCUGUACCUAUGACCAGGUGGAGUACCGAACAGUCAUACUACCUGGUUGCCCGCUCCAUGCCAACCCUCUCUUCACCUACCCCGUGGCCCUCAGCUGCCACUGUGGCACCUGCAACACAGACAGUGAUGAGUGUGCCCACAAGGCCAGCAGUGGAGACGGCGCCAGGUGUUCCAAGCCACUCAGACACAUCUACCCAUAGCCUGGCCUGAACAGCUACAUCCACCCCAACUGAUAACACUCUCCCUUCCCUGGAUAGUUUGACUGUAAUGACCAUAAUGACCAAUAAGGCAAGGAGAAUGGUCAGUUCAAAUCAAGUUUAUGGCCAGUAGCCUAAUCAUUAUGAUAACAGAACAGCAUUGUCGUACUCAUGUGUUUGUGGUGGAUACAGUAAGCUACAGGGUGGUGUAUCCUAUUCAUUGUGACAUGUAUUGUUGCUGUUGUGUUUGGUAUGUGAAUAUGCCUUUUUGUUUGCCACUUUGCUUGCAAUGGAGGCUGAUCCUGGUAUUUCUGUCUGCCUCAUGUCUUUCCUGUCCAUUGACUCACUGAGCUAUUUUGUUUACGGUGAACCAAUAUCAUGAAUGGGACGUUAUUAAAGCUGAAGUCUGUAAA
This is a messenger RNA of Oncorhynchus kisutch (coho salmon), 1268 nucleotides long. It is a transcript of the gene tshba, whose product is annotated as thyroid stimulating hormone subunit beta a. The record is from RefSeq and is a predicted model, not a curated record. The transcript is spliced from 4 exons. Gene Ontology annotation, molecular function: hormone activity. Gene Ontology annotation, cellular component: extracellular region; cytoplasm. Gene Ontology annotation, biological process: G protein-coupled receptor signaling pathway. Bases 448 to 858 code for a protein of 136 amino acids. NCBI's taxonomy places the organism in Eukaryota, Metazoa, Chordata, Actinopteri, Salmoniformes, Salmonidae.